UAUUUCUGUGUUUUCUUGGCGGCCAAGUCGUCACCGCAAAGAGAAGCGGCGAGUCCGGCGCUCGCCAUACGAGGUCCUUCCGGGCUGUCCCCGCUGCUCUACAGAUCGGAGUUUCUCGAUUGGUAUCUAGGAAUUGCCUCUGAUGUCGGCUCUGUUCAAUUUCCACUCUUUCCUGACGGUGGUGCUGUUGGUGAUCUGCACCUGCACCUACAUCAAGAUACAGUUUCCCGCCAUUCUCGAGCAAAGAACCGGGUUUCGUGGUUUCUUCUGGAAGGCUGCUAGAAUAGGUGAGCGCCUAAGCCCAUGGGUAGCCUUGGGUUGCUUUGCGAUGGGUAUCUCCAUCAUUAUUUUCUGACGGAUGUAAGUUAUUUUGGUAAAAUCAAGCAAUUUUUACAUCCUGGAGGAAAUCUCUCUUGUUUGUACCGAGACAAUUGAAUUUUUUAUUAGCAAGUUUGAAGACAGUUGUAACUAGUAACAUGAAACCAAAACUUUUGGUCGUUGUCUCCCAGCAUAUUUUUGUUUUGCUUUUGCAAUAUCAUCCUUGCUUUCUUGCACUCAA
Zingiber officinale is the source of this 559-nucleotide messenger RNA. RefSeq names its product protein kish-like. Gene Ontology annotation, biological process: intracellular transport; protein secretion. The record is from RefSeq and is a predicted model, not a curated record. Bases 143 to 355 code for a protein of 70 amino acids. The transcript has 4 exons. Lineage: Eukaryota; Viridiplantae; Streptophyta; Magnoliopsida; Zingiberales; Zingiberaceae.